AGCGAGAGAGGGGGGAGAUGUGCUAUGAGGGGAGCGGCUCGCUGUGAAUGGAGCGGGAGGAUGCUUGGCGGCGCCUCAGCUGGCUGAGCCCUUUAGCCGUGCGCUUCACCCAUGCGGAGAUCAGCGCGGAGUUCCAAGACGGUCGGCGCCUGGAUGAGGUCAUCGCCCAAUUCGCCGAUGGCAGGCUGUCGGCAGAGCACUUCAAGGAAGCGCCCCUGGAGAUCCUGUGGCAAGAUGGCCACCUUUGGUCCCUCAGCAACCGCCGGCUCUAUGUCUUCCGUGUGGCGCAUGCCUUGGGCUGCUGCAGCGUGUGCCCCUGCAAAAUCCUGCGGCGAGACAAAUUGCUGGGAGACAAGGUCACUCACCGGUGGGUGGAUGCGCUCACAAGCACCACCAACGGAAAGCUGGUGAAUGUACGAGGUGGCAGCAGGUAUCAAAGACAUCAGCUGGGUCAUCCCAUCAGCGCGGAGGCUGAGAAGAAGCUGCAGCUACCUCCCUUGAAGCAGUUUCUCCAGUUUGUGGCACCCACCCUGGGCUGCACAGAAGCAGACAUGGCGUGGUAUGGGGAGCGCCUGGAAAGGCAGGGCUUCUCCUCCGUUUGCAAGCUGUUUGAUUUGUCCUACUGUCCGGCAUCUGAAGUUGAGCAGAUGGGGCUCCCGAUCCGGCUACAGCGAUCUUUGAGCGAGCUCCUGUCGAGUGCUGAGCCUUUUGAGCGCUUCCUUUGUGACCCGGCCCCGCCCUGCCAGCGAGCACCGGAACUGAUGGAAUGCCGGCAGCAGGGCGAGUGGCAAUGGCGGCCAUGGGAGGCAUCAGAAGUGCAGGCAGAAUGGAGCGGGCCACAGAGGCAGGAGUUGGAGUGGCAACAGUGGCAGGCACCAGGGUGGAAACAGGGCUCAGAUGGGCAGGUCUCGGCGUGGAAGCAAUGGCAGGAAUCCGAAUGGAAACAAGACCCCGGAUGGCGGCAGCAAUCAAAUCGGCCCCAUGAGCAAGAAUGGCAUACUAGCAACGAGUGGCACACGGGGCCAGAAUGGCAUACUGGGCAACAAGGCCAGACUGGGCAAGAAUGGCACACUGGUCAAGAAUUUCACCCUGGGCAAGAAUGGCACGGGCAAGGACAAGUGUCGCAGACGCCCGAAGCACAUCAGUUGCAGGACUGUGAGCGGCCUGAGUCGGCUUUGGACCGCGACGCUGCGAUUCAAGAGGUGGAGGAGUUCUGCUUGCGCCGGGAGCUCACCAGCCAGGCGGCGCGGGACCUGUGGAGUCUGGACCUGGCGGCGGCGCUGGACAUCGUGCGGGCCUUGGAGGUGGAGAAGAAGCUCAUCUCCCUGCAGCCCAUGGCCUGGAGCCGCAUCGUGGCCUCUCGCUGCGCCGCCCGCGCCAGCGAGGGGGACCUGGAGCCGCAGCUGAUCGACCAGAUCGAGAGCUUUAUGGCAGUGGUGGUUUCCGCGGGGGUUUUAUCGCCGGAGCUCACCUCCGAGCUGCGGUCCACGCUGCGCUCCCUGGCGCCGCUGGAGGUGGCGGACGUGCUCAGCGACGCCAACUUCACGCAGACGGUGCCGUACGGCUCCAUCCACAACCCCGCGGCCUACGCGCACCGCAUCGCGGUUGGCACCCGGAAGCGCAACGUGGAGAAGAGGAUCCCGGAGUUUGUGGAGCGGAUGGGCUACUCCUGGGCCACCCACGCGGCGCUGCAGCAGCUUUGCAGGGUGAACCCUUCGAGUGCCAAGAGGCUCAUGGACGUGCACAAGGCCUCCCGUGGAGAAGCCAGCCUUCAACGUGAGAUUCACAUUGUGGAUGCCCGAGGCCGGGGCUAUGACUCCAGGGCCGUGAGCGCUUCUGUGGAAAACCACCGGCAACUGGAGAGCGAAUGGUCCGAUGAAGAGUUGCCAAACUUGGCGCAGGCUGCGGCGGGCUGUCAUGUGUGGCAGCCUUCAGGAGCGACUGCCUCGCAAUCUGCUGCGGAGGCUGCGGAGGCUGCGGAUGUUGCCGGCCUGGAACCGGCAGAGGUGGAGGAUGAGCAGCUUUCGGCGGCGGACUCGGCAGACACGGAGGAAUCCAGCAUCUUGGGAGACCUACCCAUGGAGACUCACCCGGCUUCCGGCCCAUGCGAGGUGGCCGCCCAUUACAUCAUCGUGCUGGACAUCUCUGGCAGCAUGUCCAACUGCGAUUGCUACGAUGCCAGCGGCAUGCUGCAGCGCCGCAUCGACGCCGUUCAGCAGAAGUUGGGAGAGUUCGCGCAGGAGAUGGGCCAAUCUCAGCAGAAGUUUUGGGACACGUCAGACGACGUAUAUUCCUUUGUCACCUUCAACACACGAUUCCGAGUGGAGUUCAGCCUGCUGCCGGCGCCAAAAGCGGCGGAGCGGCUCACGCGAACGCCGAUCUGCCCGCAGGGCCAAACCUCCUACACCUCGGGGCUGGAAGGCAUCGAGGCCUGCGUGCAAAGAGCCGACCAGCUGGGGCAGCUGGGGCGGCGGACCUAUGUGAUGUUCAUCUCAGAUGGGGAGCCUUGGGACCCCGACAAGUUCAUGGAGAAGCUGUGCGGCCUCAUGAGCAAGGUGCAGAUUAAUACGGUGGCCUUCGGCCAUUGCCUAGCUGGCGACCAGAGUGGUACUGGCAUGGACUUCUUGUACCACUUGCAGCAGCUUGCAAGCAUAGGCGGAGGCACUUGCACGAGAGCCGCCACAUCCGUCGCGAGCAUCAAGGGCGCCUUUCGGGCUGUCAGGAGCACGAUGACGAGCAGUCGCAGGCUAGUAAGCCGCCAGGCCCUGAUGACGUCCAGGGAGUCGAACGGCUCCACAGGCGGCUCAACAUCAACCCUGGAGGGUGAGCGCACCAUGCAAGUGGAGGUCCGUGAUGACCGAAACAACUGGCACCCAGCGAAGGUCACAAAGUUCAACCUGACGGACAAAACCGUCGAAGUGGUGGACGCCCAAGGGCAGCAGAAGCGAGUGCCCUGGGCAUACGUGUGGUGGCAGCAGUCCAGUCCAUCCAUGCCGGAGCUGGAGUCCGCAGACCCACGACGCGUGCUGAACACGUGGGAAGGCUGGGAGCCCUGCAGAAAAGCUUGGCGAUAUCACUAUCGCUUUGAUGGCAAACGCUUCCAUGUCGAAGAUCCGGUGGAGACCUUGGUGUCACAGCGCGUCAAGUAUUUCAGCAAGGGGGAGAUGCGCAUCGUACGCUUCAUGUACGACCAACUAUUUGGUUCUAGCACUUUACUGGUCGCCAAGCACCUAUUGGUCCCACGGAGCGACGCCUUCUCCCUGCAAGUGAAGGCCAGCACGCAGGCAGACAUGGAGCCCUUCUGUCGCAACGCGGCAGUGGCCAGGCACUUUGCCAAGCUCUUCCGGCAGAAAGGAUACAAGCUUGGCUUCCGCGAGGACUACUUGUAUGUGAUGGAGGAUGAGUCGGGCGUGAGACAGGUGUUCAUGGGGGAGCGCCACAUGAAAGGCGCAUUUGUGAAGUUCAACAACAACGGCGGCUCUGUGAACAAGGAGGACUACUUGCGCCACUGCGAGGUCGCGCAAGCCUUCAGCCACUUCAGCUUCGACGAGUCGCAUCGCGAGCUGCUGGUCGUGGACAUCCAGGGCGUGCCCUUCGACGCGCUCGGCGAGUCCGGGUUGCACCUCACGGACCCACAGGUGCACUGCCGCUAUGGCAACUACGAAUAUUUCGGCGAAGGCGACUGGAAGGAGGCGGGGGUGAAGAAGUUCUUCUCCAGCCACCGCUGCAACCACUUCUGCAAGCGCCUGAAGCUACGGCCCAUCUCGGAGUAUGAGUUCCUGCCGCCGCGCGCCAUCGUCGCCUUCCCCGGGAUCUCCGCAGAUUUCCUGCACGAGCUCACGCGGCGCACGCUGCAGCGGGUGCGCAAGCAGUUCCGCUUGGCGGAGGUGGUCUUCCCCAACGAGGUCAUCGCCGAGCGACUGGAGGUGAAGCUUUGGGGCCGCCGCUGCUCCGUGGCGCAGGCAGAGGAGGCCAUUCGCAGUUCUGUGGACAAGCUCAUGCGAGAGUUCUGCCACUGCGUGCGCCUGCCUCAGGCCUGGGAGGAGCGAUUGGAACAGCUGAAGAGCAAGCUGGCGGGGGUGCAGCUUUUCCCAUGGCCGCCAGGCGGGCCUACCUGCUGCCUGGUGUAUCCCCAGUCCAAGGGCAGGGGGCUGGAAGUGUUGCUGAGGGCCCAGUGACCGGCUGCGACGCGGAUUGUUUUUAUCCC
Messenger RNA from Effrenium voratum, 4207 nucleotides. The record is from the annotation of a GenBank genome assembly. NCBI's taxonomy places the organism in Eukaryota, Dinophyceae, Suessiales, Symbiodiniaceae.